Molecule: messenger RNA, 246 nt
Organism: Meloidogyne enterolobii
Lineage: Eukaryota; Metazoa; Nematoda; Chromadorea; Rhabditida; Meloidogynidae
Source: the annotation of a GenBank genome assembly
AUGGCUAACGAGUUUUACUAUUCGAGCAAGUAUGAGGACGAUGAAUUCGAAUAUCGACAUGUACACGUGACUAAAGAGGUUGCUAAGUUAGUUCCGCACAAUCGUCUUAUGUCUGAGUCGGAGUGGCGUAGUAUUGGAAUUCAGCAAAGUCCAGGAUGGAUUCAUUACAUGAUUUGGCCAGCGGAGCGUCAUAUAUUACUCUUCCGGCGUCCUAAGACACGUGAUCACCCACCAAUCAAAAUUUGA